UGUUGCCUGCUCCGCCUUUAACUUUCUCGGCAACCGAUUUGUAUAUUUUCCCCUCCAUUCACCGGGAAAUCUCUUCCCUUUCUCUCUUCUUUUUUAUUUAUUUUGUCAACUCUUCUUCAAUGGCGGCUUCCCUUCUUCUUAAUCGUGUUUCGCGAACUAGCAGCAGCUCAAUCUCUCUCCAUCGGGUUGCAGGAGCUCUGGGUUUCAAUUCCCUUCAUGCUGGAAGAAUCUCCGGAACACACUUUCCAGAGAGAUUAUUGGCUACUAUUGCUGAAGGAGCUUCCCAUUUCGAUGAGAUGUUAUCAGUGAAUCAGCGAAAGUAUUACCUUCUGGGAGGUAAAGGAGGUGUUGGGAAAACUAGCUGUGCUGCUUCUCUUGCGGUUAAGUUUGCUAGCCAUGGUCACCCGACCAUCGUCGUUUCAACCGAUCCUGCUCACUCCUUGAGUGAUUCUUUUUCCCAGGACUUGUCAGGAGGAGUCUUAAAGCCGGUUCAAGGUGUUGAUUCUCCACUUCUAGCUCUCGAGAUAACACCUGAGAGAAUGAAGGAAGAGAUUAAAAGCCAGACGGGUGAUAAAAGCGUUAAAAAUAUGAUGGACAGCAUGGGGCUAGGAAUGUUUGCCGGCGAGUUAGGGGACUUAAGUCUUGAAGAUAUGCUCAAUGCUGCAUCACCUGGUAUUGACGAAAUAGCAGCUAUUUCCAAGGUUCUUCAAUUUGUGGAGUCACCAGAAUACAGUAGGUUCACGCGUAUAGUUUUCGAUACUGCUCCCACGGGACAUACUUUGCGGCUUCUUUCUCUUCCCGAUUUCUAUGAUUCAUCCAUUAGCAAAAUAUCAAAGCUCAAGAAAAAGAUCACUGCAGCAGCUUCGGCCUUUACGUCCGUCUUUGGUAAAAAGGAGACACAAAAACAAGGACCUUCCAACGAGUUGGACCAACUGAAAGAGAGAAUGGAGAAAGUUCGAAAUGUUUUCCGUGAUGUGGACAGUACUGAGUUUGUCAUUGUAACCAUCCCAACGGUUAUGGCAAUAAACGAGUCUUCGAGGUUACAUGCAUCUUUAAGGAAAGAAAAUGUGCCAGUUCACAGGCUUAUUGUUAAUCAGCUUCUACCUCAGUCUGAAUCCGACUGCAAAUUUUGCUCGAUGAGACGAAAGGAACAAACGCGUGUGCUUGGACUUAUUCAGAACGAUACAGAACUUUCCGGGUUAAAAUUGAUCCAAUCCCCAUUGCUAGAUGCAGAAAUAAGAGGGGUUCCAGCACUAAAGUUCAUGGGUGAUCUCAUUUGGAAAUAAGAAAAUUAGAUUCAGUUUUCAUUUUACAGCGCAUAACAAUAAGUUAAAUGCUUCUUCUGUCCUAGGAUAUGAAAAUCUAGAUGAUGAGAGGAAAACAAAUUACCAAUGUUAUUAACUUUAAGCCGAGAAAGUAAUGGAAGUUCUUCAAGGUUUU
Molecule: messenger RNA, 1440 nt
Organism: Eutrema salsugineum
Lineage: Eukaryota; Viridiplantae; Streptophyta; Magnoliopsida; Brassicales; Brassicaceae
Product: ATPase ARSA1
Exons: 11
Coding region: 120-1286 (388 amino acids)
Biological process (GO): post-translational protein targeting to endoplasmic reticulum membrane
Cellular component (GO): GET complex
Molecular function (GO): ATP binding; ATP hydrolysis activity
Source: RefSeq, a predicted model, not a curated record